UUUCAAUUACUCGCAUAUUGGUUACACAACUUCACUUCCGUUCUGUUGUCAUUUAGAAUAAAUUGUCAAAUCUGAUUGAUAUAAGAUUAAAAUUUACUGGUACAAAAUGAAGUAAAUAAUAGCAUUAGAGAAGGAAGAUGUUUGGCCUCCAUGGCCUGAGUAAAGUGAAGAGACUCUUACUGGGGAUUUUCGUCCUCCUGGUGGUAGAUUUGAUAUGGGUGGCAUCAUCGGAAGUGACUGAGUAUAUCUUCAAAGAUGCUCACUAUGACAAACCCUUCUUCACCACUUACAUCAAAACAAGCAUGUUCAGUGUGUACCUACUGGGGUUUAUCUUCUUCGAGCCCUGGAGACAGCAGUGUAAAAAUAAGACUUCCUCGAUGACAAUCAAUAAUGGUGGAAAUGAAGCUGUUUCACAGGAAGUCAUGACUGAACCCCAAUAUGUUCCAGCAAAAUUUGAUGACAAGACCAGUGGAACAGAAUCAGACGAUUCUACCUCAAUAAAUCGCUCAGUAAGGUUUAGCAAGGUGAAUGAAGUCCGCCAACUCUCAGAGAGUUAUGCUGAGGAUGCUUUGAUAGCCCGACUGUCGUAUUCGGCGUCUUUGAGGGCAGAAGAAUCUCGUUUAAGAGCUAAUUCCAAGCUUACUGUUAAACAGGUGGCCAAGCUGGCCUUGUUGUUUUGUGUGUUGUGGUUUGUGGGGAACUUUUCGUACCAGGAAGCUUUGAAGGACACGGAGGCCGGCAUUGUGAAUGUCCUAUCGUCCACCUCGGGUCUGUUUACCCUUGUCUGUGCAGCUAUCUAUCCCAGCUCUAGUGCUGAUCGAUUCACUCUCUCCAAACUCUCGGCAGUACUUCUCAGUAUUGGUGGGAUUGUAAUGGUCAGCUUGGCUGACCUCUCGUUUGAAGAUCAGAUUCCUGUAGGGGCUCUUUGGGCAUUGUGUGGCUCCAUGCUGUAUGCUCUGUAUCUUGUGUCCCUCCGUCGUCGGGUCGAUCACGAAGAUAAGCUGGAUAUUACCAUGUUCUUUGGGUUUGUGGGCGUGUUCUGCGUUCUCUUCUUGUGGCCCGGAUUUCUCAUUCUUCACUAUAGCGGAUCUGAGUUGUUUAGGCUGCCUGAUUCUCGCCAGUGGCUCUUUAUUGCGAUCAACGGUCUGAUUGGAACUGUCUUGUCAGAAGUUUUAUGGCUCUGGGGGUGUUUUCUGACGUCAUCUUUGAUUGCGACACUUGCCCUAAGUUUGACCAUUCCACUCACAAUGCUGACUGAUGUUUUUUGGAAAGGGGUGACCUAUCACUGGAUGUUUUACGUGGGUUCUGUCCCUGUGUUCAUCGCAUUCUUUGCCGUCAGCUUGUUGACGCACUACGAGACGUGGGAUCCUGUUUUACUCUGCUUCAAAAAGAUUCUGCACUGUUUCUGUCGGCGGCGACUGUUACCCAGAACAGGAGGAAAGUGUGUUCAGAUUAGAGUACGAGAAAUUGACCGGGAGCAGACCGAGAGUUUGAUAGAUGGCAGUUCGUGAAAGUUGUUCCAGUGAAGCUGUGAUCUGUUCUGUUUGUAUUCACUUCCGUGUUAUGACUUUAUGACUAACACAAUCUACUGUAAAAGUCCUGCAGCUUUAGUCAAUGCAAUUUGUUUUAUACUGUUUGGAGGUGUUUGUUGAUUUUUCACUCACUUUAAUGCUAAGCACAUUUAGAAUUACCCCAUGGAACCAAUAAUUCAGAGAAUCUUAUUAAUAAUUUAGGAUAACUUUGUAUUGUAUUAAUUAAGCAGAGGAAAUCUGUGUGUAUACACAGUGGAUUAUGGGGGGAGGGAGGGGGGUUCUCCUCAUUGCUGACAGAUCUUGAGUCACAGAUAUUGAAUGAAAACAAAGGUAGGAAUUUUUUAUUACAAGCAGAAAAAUAACAGUUACUGUUAAGAUGAUUAAAUGUUCAUUUUUCUUUUGAUGAACCUUCAAGAAAUCUUUUUUAAACUAUGGCAUUAUUUAAUAAUUUUCAAACCUUUGGUUUGUCCUACAAUGGAACAUAAAGAUUAUUGAAUGUAAGGGAUUGACAGAACUUCUAGUAGAAAUAAAAUACACUGUGGUUAUCAUACAGCAAAGACUAGUUAUUCAUAAUGACUAAGUGUAUAGAUUACUGGUUAAGGACAUAAGGUACACCCACCCUCCAAACAAAAUAUUAUUGAAUUUGGAAACUAUUUGUAAAUUUUUAAUGUUGCUAAAAACCUAUAUUUAACAUGCAAUUCUCCUAUGAAACCAUUUUUUUUUUUUUUUUUUUUUUUUUUUUUUGGCAUUAUUCACAAAUCUUUACUUGAUAAUUCAGUGGAAAACAAUUAUCCAAAAAUCAAAAACUUUGAGAAACGUCUUUUAUUGGGUGCAUUUCAUGUGUUAAUAACCAAUUUGCAUUGGGUUUUUUUUUUUAUCAGAUGAUAGAAAAUUCCACGUAAACAGAACAGCGAAAUCCUACGUCAUUAAUUUGAUGUAUAAAAAAUCUGGGGUAUCCUAUGACUUAAAUGACGUGUACACACAAAUGAGGUCAGGCACACUACAGACUUGUAAUGAAAUGAAUGUACAGAUUUACAAUAUUUACAUUAUCAAUGUUUUUGCCUUUGAUAUCUCUACAAAUUGUAAUGAUAUAGCAUUACCUCAUGAACACGCUGCAGUUGUAAACAAUGUGUGUAUGAAUACAGAACUACUUGAUAAAUAUAGUACGCCUAUUUUAACGGUUAGGAAUUCCAACAGAAAUGAAAGUAGAAUGUAAACGUAAGAAACAAAUUUCAUUCUAGUUUAAAACAAUAUUUUUUUCAAUAGUUUAUAACAGUAUUUACAAGGCACAAGUACCUUAUAGAAAGAGAUUGGAUUUAGCAAGCCAUGCAAAGGCUUAAGUAAUUCCACUUUCGCAGUUCAAUUCCCUCAAUGUAUUUUAAAAAACUAGAUUUAUUUCUCCAAAGUAUGUACAGUCCCUUACUCUCAAUACUUUUGAUGUGAGGUUUGAGUUACUUGUGCAACAGAAACCCCUUGGAUUUAAAAGACAUGGAAUUUGUAAUGCACUCAAAACUAUAAUAUUGACUUGAACAUUUUGCAGUUAGAUUGCAAAAACUAGAUGUUAAUUUAAUGGCCAUAACAAAUACUUAGUUAGAAAUACAAAUUAAAAUAUUGCAAAGUUGUUUUGACGGUCUCCAUCACCCGGCUGGGAACAUCUUAUAUGCUAUGUUUUAGUGUGGAUGAGUGGUGAGUGCUGUUAUUCAUAGGCCCAGCCUCCAUGUUUUUCAUGAUACAUAAGAACUUUCCGAGAAUUCUUUGCGUGAAAGUCAGUGUCAUUCUUGAAAAACUUUUUAUGUUUUAGUCCUUUGGUAUUGAGUAAAUUUUUAUUUGCUUACUUUUGAAUUUGCCCAUCCAGUUUGUAUGCAUCUUCACAACAUCAGAGGCCCAUAGCCACAAGUGGACUUGGGACCCCACGGCCACGAGUGGACUGGGACCCCACGGCCACGAGUGGACUGGGACCCCACGGCCACGAGUGGACUGGGACCCCACGGCCACGAGUGGAUUCGGGACCCCACGGCCACGAGUGGACUCAGUACACCACGAGUGGACCUGGGACCCCUGAUGUCAUGAGGAUGGUUUGAAUUUGAAAUAGGCAAAAAUAAAAUGAAAACGAAAAUUUUCGAAGACAAAUUAUUUCAUCAAGUUAUUAGAGUUAAACAUUGUGGAAAUAAUGAGUUGAUAUACAUACAUGUAUGUAUGCAUGUUAAUCUGUAUGCAAUACUAUACAAUUAUCAGGUAAUUUUAGCACAUUGGAAAUGUCAGCGGUUUUUGGUGGAUGAAGAAAAAUAAAAACUGGUUGACCAAAAAUUUCGAUUUAUAGAAAUUUUAGCUAUUUUUUGGUAAUUGCAAUGGUGUAAAAUGAAAACUUUCAAUCUGUUUACAAAAAUCCGCAAAUUAUCCUUGGCACCAAAAUUACCUGGAAAAAAGUCACAGUAGCAUGAAAUAUCAUAACUAUUUAUUGUUUAAUCAUAGAAUAUGAAUAUAUGUGUAUUUUCAAUUUAUGGACACAUUGAAAUCUGUUGAAAAUCAUUUUGUCUUUUUAAAAAACCUAAGAAUUGUUGAAUUAGGCCUUUUUUUUUAUUAUUUUUUUAUUUACAUAUAAUUAAAAUUGUAUUGGCAUGAGCUUAUAUUUAUGUCAUGACAAGAAAAACCGUUGUUUGGUAAAGGUAACUUUGUAAAACAGAAAUAGUAAGUAGUCAACAAUAUUGAGCAUAUUAUUUAUACACACUAAUGUAUAGUUCGCUAAGUGAUGAGAUCAUGUGAUAAUCUGUAAGACAACAGUGUUUAGAAAAUUGUGCAAUAUUCUGUUAUGAAUGACUAAGAAUUUAUUUGUUAAACUGUUUGUAGAAUAGUAAAUAGAAAGCACAGGAAAUCGAAUUGAAUGUUCACCAUAUCUGGGGUGGGUAUUUUUCUAGAUUAGUUGCCUUUUUUAUCAUUUAAGAGUAGGAAAAUGACAUGUUUUUAAGGUGUGAUUAUUUGAGCUAGAGUAAGACUUUAUUCUUUAUGAUACUUUACAUUCUGAAGGUUUAACUCUUCACAAUACUCUGUGCUCACAAAACAUACAAUAAAGGAAAAUUAAGUUUUA
Molecule: messenger RNA, 4617 nt
Organism: Ostrea edulis (European flat oyster)
Lineage: Eukaryota; Metazoa; Mollusca; Bivalvia; Ostreida; Ostreidae
Product: solute carrier family 35 member F5-like
Exons: 14
Coding region: 138-1511 (457 amino acids)
Biological process (GO): regulation of peptide transport
Cellular component (GO): membrane
Source: RefSeq, a predicted model, not a curated record